Messenger RNA from Osmia bicornis bicornis, 1921 nucleotides. Its product is annotated as WD repeat-containing protein 89. Lineage: Eukaryota; Metazoa; Arthropoda; Insecta; Hymenoptera; Megachilidae. The record is from RefSeq and is a predicted model, not a curated record. Gene Ontology annotation, molecular function: protein binding.
CUUUUCUGUGAAGUUUACAGACCAAUAAAACUUAUAUGAAAGGACAUAACUGUGAUACUACCAGAAUGGUUAUUAGAAUUAGCUCCGCAUUUUUAUGAAGAAAUCCCUUGAACCCAUUUAAUUCUAUUUUUUGUAAAUUACUAUGAUAAUAAAAAGAAAAAAAAUUAAUUCAUAAAUGUUUCAUGGCGUGAUUAGACUAGAAUUGAUUACGUUAAGUCAAAAUCAAAAUUCCACAAGUUUAAUUCAAUGGUAGAUCUGUUACAAUUUUGAAGGUAUCGUGGACCCUAAGUGUGGUUAGGUCUGCAUGUAUGUACAAUAAUCUAACCUCAAAAGCUGAAUAUAUAAAUACAUAUAUAAUAUAUAACUUCGCAGUCCACUGUCUGUACCGACAUUUGAAAAAGUAACGUUCCUUAAACUCCUUUGCGCUUGUAUAACCGAAUAAAUCUACAUUAAAAAGAAAAUUUGAAAUAAUAGUCUAUUUGACUUCGAAGUGGCAAAUACUUUGCCAUUUAUAUACAUAUAAGAAAGACGAUAUGGCUGCAUUCCGGAACGUGAUAUUGACUUUAAUUUUGUGAUAUUUUACUAAUAAAUGGCUAAAAUAGUUGAAUCGCUGAAGAGAUUGAGUGUUGAACAUGACACAAGGAAACCUAAUAACAAUAGAACCAAGAGAAAAAGCGAAUUAGUAUCAUCAAUAGAGGAAGCAGUAUCUAUUAAUCAUAAUUACAUCCUUGCUGUCUGUGGAACACAAAGUGAUCAAUUCAGGAUUGGUACUGCUCUAUCCGAUCUCACAUGGGUAAUAUAUUCUGUUGGAGAGAGAAUCAGCCGGCCAUUACUCUAACUCGUAUCAAGUCACCCCAUUGUUGAUAUUAGGUUUAGUCCUACUUCCAAAAACAUUUUUAUAUAUCAACAACAGUGGACUAAUUCAGCAUGCGAUUUGCGUGCUAAGGGAAAGGUUGUCGCAGAGUUUAAGGAUAGUACAGAAGAUGGAAAAUGAAAACCUCUGCUGCAGUUUCGAUAUAGUUACGACGAGAGGAUUAUAGCAGGCGGCACCGAGCACAUAGGAGGAGACGUUAUAUUAUUUUGGGAUAUAAGACAUGCUAACUCAAAAUAGAUGACAAAAACAGUCUUCUUGGUGGGGUACUGGGAAUCUCACAUGGAGGAUGUCACCUCUUUGGCAUUUCAUCCUAAUAAACAGGAUGUCCUAGCUUCUGGUAGUACAGAUGGAUUGAUUAACAUCUUUGAUCUUACACAGCCAUCUGAAGAAUCUGCCCUAACUUAUUCUUAAACACUGAAUCAUCUGCUGGUUAAGUUAAUAUUUUUCGUGGGCUAAAGUAAAAUGUAUUAAAAUGCUUUUUUAAACGAAAUGGAUAGGAUAGGCGGUUGAACGACCGAUAAUCUCUGGUGUACAACUCAUACACAUUCAUUGCAACUUUGGAAUUGCGAUGUGGCUCCGUAUGCUAAAUUCGAAACGUAGUAAUUUAGCUGUUCUCAGAAUGAUGAUCCAGAUAAUUGUUAUGUGGUCAGAUGUCAUGCUUCCAGCGUGCUGGAGCAUCCGUUUCUAUUAGCAGGUUCCAAUAACGCGAAAGGGGAAAAUUUAAGAUGUUUGAAUAUCAUAAAUGAUAGAUUAGAAGUGGGUCAUAACAUGAUUGGAAAUAAACAAAUAGUGCGGGAUAGCUGGUUACACGAAAAGAGUGGUUCCUUAAUAACAGUAGGCGAAGGUGCGCUAAUAAAUAUUUGGAGGCAAACAGAAAACACGUCCAUUGAACAAAAUUCAAGCCACAAGUUAGUGGCAAAAAUUGGCACUGAAGGACGUGAACGCCAACAUAGGACUAAGCCAUACUAAAACGAUAGGAUUAAAAUUUAUAAAUCCACAAUGAAUUUUUGUAAGUAAAUAUAAUAAACUAUCACACGUAACAUUUCC